Phaeoacremonium minimum UCRPA7 is the source of this 1314-nucleotide messenger RNA. RefSeq lists its product as hypothetical. Gene Ontology annotation, cellular component: ribonuclease H2 complex; nucleoplasm. Gene Ontology annotation, biological process: RNA catabolic process; ribonucleotide metabolic process. The record is from RefSeq and is a predicted model, not a curated record. The transcript has a single exon. NCBI's taxonomy places the organism in Eukaryota, Fungi, Ascomycota, Sordariomycetes, Togniniales, Togniniaceae. The coding region runs from base 1 to 1314 and encodes 437 amino acids.
AUGGCGAAGACGAGGUCGAAAGGCGGCCCAUCAACGGCAUCGACAAAUUCCACCAGCGCAGUAUCGACUGCCUCCAAAUACAGCCUGUCUACCGAGUCCGAGAACCCACCAAAAUUGUUCAUCCUACCGAAGAAAGCAAAACCAGAGUCGCGAGUCGUCUCUUUGCUGAACCCCCGUUACUCAAGGCCGACACGCUACCUCGUCUGCCCCGAGACUGGGACCUAUGAAUUCGUCAAGAUAUCUGCACCCAAGACAACACCUAGGAGUUGGCUUAUUGAGGGCGCAUCAACGACAUCUGACCAGACAGAUGAUGCUCAAACUCCCACCCCGGAAGAGACGUUCGAGGCACAUGUCACAAAAGGAGCAGACCUCUACGUGGCGACGCCAAUUGACCCGAUGUUCCUCAUCCUCCCCGCCCUAGCAAGUCAGCUAUCGUCCGCAAAGAGGUUAUUCCUCUCGAGCGAAGACCAUUUCGAUUCAGUCGCGGACGAGGCGCCGCACAUGUCAGAGAUCCUGCGAUGCAGCCACACUCGAAAGCUGCUGGAGACGAGGAUGGGCGCCGUGUGCGACACCGUGGAGGCCGGCGACGAGCACAUGUAUCGCGUCAGCGAGGAGAAGGUGCUCAGCCAGGUCCUGUCGAAAGCCAAGGCCAUGAGCGACAAGGGGCUGCCGGCGAGCAUGGAGGAGAAGUUCGUCAAGAAGGCCCUGGAGGCGCCGAUAUCGAGUGUGAAGAGAGAGAACCCCACCUUAGAGACUGCGGGGGUGGCAGAGUCCGGGCCGGCGACGCCCCUGACUGAGUCUGCGGAGUCGCAGUCGUCGGUGUCUACUGUCGACUCUUCGACAAGCCAGGUCUCAGACCCCUCGACGGCUGCGACCUCGGUGGCAGACGAGUCCGAGGCACUGAACACGGGCGAUGUGACGUUGGCAAUGCAGGCGUCGCAGGAGAUUGUCAAGCUCCAGAGACUCAGAGUUGCCUUCAACUUCAUCUGCUCGAAUUAUGUGCCUGCGAAGCUGACUGAGCUGCUCAAGAAGCUCUUAGCAGAGGGCAAGGGCUCGGUGGACUUCAAGCCUCUGGAUCAGUAUGUCGAGAAGUUGACAAAGCUACGGCAGGAGGCCACGCUGGCCAGGUCGGCAUCUGACUACUCUCGCAAACGGACACGGGAUGAAGAAGACGAGGAUCGCGCGGAGAAGAGGCGGAAGAAGGAGGAGGAGGAUAAGCGCAAGAAGGCCAACGAGAGCCGAGGCGUGAAGGAGCUGAAGAAGGUCAACACGAGUGGCAUGAUGAAGCUCAGUGCGUUCUUCAAGAAAAAGUAA